GCUGGGUAGGAGAGAGGGAUCCAUCCAUCUGCAGCCUGCAGGGACGACGACGACGCCAUCCAUUGUCGCCAUUAUUGGCCAACGAACAGCGCCGAAAACCGCCGGGGGUCCGGCCUGGAAGCGUAGGUAGGUUUGUCCGCCGAUCCUCGGUCGCCAUCCAUCCUCAUCCUGGGCUCCCCUCGAUCCAACAGCGGCACGCCAUGUGCUCCUCCUCCGCGAGCCGCCUCCCCUCCCUCUACACGCACGACUGCACUGUGCUCCUCCCUCGGAACGUGUUGACUACCGAUCCUCGCCUCGCCCAUUUCUUCUCCCUUCCAGCGAGUGCGAGCAGUGGGAGCCCAGGCGCCGGAGGAGAAGCAGCGGAGAGUGAUCGCCGCGCCCCUUCGCCGUCGCCGUCGCGACGAUUGCGUGGAAUUUCGCAACUAGUACUGUAAACUUGUGAAGAAAGGCUACUUGAGUUUUAUACCCAGUUACUCAAUCAUGUCAGACUGUGUCACGAAUAGAUUCAAUAAGAAAGAAGACUUCCAAGUUGUUUUGGGCAAAGGAAAUCCUGGAGAGUCAUCUUGCCAGCAACAUACCAAGUGGAUGGCACACUGGACCAGACCAAGCAGCAGUGCAUAUGGCAAGAGCUGUAGUCCGUUGGAGGAUGCCAACAAUAGCACCUGCACAAAAGAUUCUGAGACUUCACUUUUUGAGCUUAAGAAAUCCAGCAUGACCAAAAGGCUAAUGUUGGGAGGAAACUGUGAAGGAACUUCCAUGGAGAAGUUAAACUCUAACAUGUGGGGCGUGCCGCGUGAUGUUUGGCAAGAAACUGAACUGACGAAAAUUGAACGGCGAGAUGGGUCUUUUCAGAGUUCUGUUAUUCAGAUGCAGAAAGAUGAGAAUUUCUAUGCAAAGAGAGUUGUAUCAGAAACACUGUCCGUUUGCAGGAUUUCAGAUCUACCACUGGAUUUGCUGAAACUUGUGAGCUCAGACGAGAACCCUGAUUCACAUUUCAACCAGCUUCCUAUGUUGUCAUUCAGUCAAAAACUUGACAGUACACUCGGCCCAAAGCGGAAGUAUGCGACCGGUACUGUGUUCGACGAUCUCUUUGUGCCACAACAAAUUCCGAAGCUAAACGUGGGUCCAUCCAACUUGAUGGCAUGCUCGCAUCAGGAAUAUGAGCUGCAGUUUCCUCGAAUGACCGACAUGGUCAUGGAUCAUUGCAAACCUUCAGGGGACAUCAAAUAUCUCCUAGAAGACCCUGCCUGUCUCAUUUCUGAUCAUGCAGGGAAGAAACUGAAAGUUGACAGUAACUCAUCAUCAGAUUGUGGAAUGGAUGAGCAGGGUACAGGCCAAUAUUUUGCAAACCCAAAUAAGGAGCCACUCGGCAGAUGUGGCGAAAAGCAGUUCAACCUUUCAGAGAACAGUGCGAAAUUUACAGAAUCUGUUAAACAAAACGGUCCCUAUUUAUUUGAAAUGCUGACCAUGCCUUCCAAAUCACAAAGUACAUACGCAAUAGAUUCGCUGUCUUCUUGCAGUCCUUUAUUUGGAGCCCAGAACCACUUCUCACCUAAAACUAAAACGGUGCAUGGAGAUGCACAACAUGUGUCAAAAUCCUCAGCAGGCCUCGCUUCAUCGCCGAUGCAAAAGAGCAAUGACUGCGCAGAAAAAGCAUAUGAGCAGCUGGCUACUCUGUCCAUAGAAGGAUCACCAAGAUACAACAAAGAAAGCAGAUUUCAUAAUGCCAAUGCCAGUGCCAAUCAAUACGUUUCAUCCAAAGGAACCACUUCCAGCAACCAAGGACUCAGCACCCCCGGAACAGAAAUCAUGGACUUGGACCCCCCGCUGUUUCAAACCGGGACAGGAAAUCAAGUCCCCAACGACACAAUUGGAUCGCCAGCGGGUGCCGAUCCAAGCGACAAAUGGCUCAAACGCCUGCUCCAUGACACCACAGAUCCUCAUGUCCACCGUUCCAAGAGGCCCAGAACGGGAGACUGCCGUCCGGUUGGAGGAGCAGGUGGAAUGUCCGGCACCGACAUCGUCGUCGACCAUGUCGAGCCAAGGUGUGUUCACUGCUGGAUAGGAAGGCUGUGCCAGGGUGGUGGCCCCCCUGUUUCGCAUGGAGAACCAGAUGAAAGGGGAACAACAGCGAAGCCUGACGUCGUGGCCAGGGAAUUUGGAGGCCAUUUCCCGAGCAUCAAGGCGAUGGCGAUGAUGGGGCGGGUGAUGAGCAAGAUCGGGCCGUUUGAUCGUCAGAGGAAGGGGCCUUGGGUCAUGUGGAAGGCAGAGGACGGAGCCUGAAUGUCUGGCUAGCAGUUCAGUUCUCCUGUUUUGUGUGGUGUAAUUGUGACAAGUCUGCCGUUAUAUAUGCUCUGUGGUUUGUUCUAAAUAAUGCAAAUAAAGUGUAUAUAUGUGCAAAUCUUGUCAGCUA
Molecule: messenger RNA, 2413 nt
Organism: Hordeum vulgare subsp. vulgare (domesticated barley)
Lineage: Eukaryota; Viridiplantae; Streptophyta; Magnoliopsida; Poales; Poaceae
Exons: 4
Coding region: 481-2283 (600 amino acids)
Biological process (GO): regulation of photomorphogenesis
Source: RefSeq, a predicted model, not a curated record